Molecule: messenger RNA, 1605 nt
Organism: Papaver somniferum (opium poppy)
Lineage: Eukaryota; Viridiplantae; Streptophyta; Magnoliopsida; Ranunculales; Papaveraceae
Product: putative pentatricopeptide repeat-containing protein At1g74400
Exons: 1
Coding region: 158-1522 (454 amino acids)
Biological process (GO): RNA modification
Molecular function (GO): RNA binding; protein binding
Source: RefSeq, a predicted model, not a curated record
CCAAUUCAAGUCCCAGAAUGUAGUGUUGUUACUCUCCUUGACACAGCCAAACCAAGUCCGCUAGAUGGACUAGAACAUGAUCUUGACCACGAAGUAUACCAAAUGCCCAAAAGAAGUCGUCUAAAAUUGUCUAGAGUUGGGUAAAGAUUUUGCUUUCAUGAAAUUUUGUCUCUUGUUAAGAUCAGCUGUCAAGCAUCAAACUCAUCAUUUUCAUACUCACCCUGGAUCGCCAAGUACCAACACACUUCUGAAAGAUUAUGUCAAAACCAAAGCUACCCAGAAAGCUUUACUACUCUUCAGAAAUCUAUGGAGUAAGAAAAACAAAGCUAUUGAUAGUUUCUCCCUCUUGUUUGUGCUGAAGUCAUGCACUAUAAGGUCAUCUGCAGGUACAGCAAUGGGAGAAGGCAAACAGUUUCAUGGACUCAUUGUUAACUUGGGAUUUCAAAAUAUAAUUUUUCUUCAAUCAGCUAUGAUUAAUAUGUACUCAGCAUAUGGGAGUCUUGAUGAUGCACAGCAAAUGUUUGAUGAAAUUGUGGCCAAAAAUGUUGUUUGCUGGACUUCUUUGAUUUCGGCAUACGUGGAUAAUGGGAAACCUAGUAAAGCUCUGAAACUAUUCAGACAGAUGCAGAUGGAGACAGUGGAACCAGAUCAGGUUACUGUCACUGUGGCGCUAUCGGCUUGUGCAGACCUUGGAGCAUUAGAAAUGGGUGAAUGGAUACAUACUUAUGUUCGCCGACAAGGGUUUGAUAUAGAUUUGAGCUUGAAUAAUGCUCUUAUAAAUAUGUAUGCAAAAUGUGGGAAUGUUAAAAUGGCUCGAAGAAUUUUCGACAGGAUUAAAGUGAAGGAUGUCACUACCUGGACGUCGAUGAUUGUUGGUCAUGCAGUACAUGGGCAGGCGGUAGAAGCUCUCGAACUUUUCAGGGAGAUGACUGCAGCUGAUGACAGUAACUCGAAGAAAAGUGUGAUUCGUCCGAAUGACAUCACGUUUGUUGGAGUUCUAAUUGCUUGCAGUCGGGGUGGACUGGUUGAACAAGGUUUAUAUCAUUUUCAGAGCAUGAGAAAUAAGUAUAAACUGAAACCCAGAAUUUCUCACUGCGGCUGCAUUGUUGACCUAUUAUGCCGCGCUGGGUUUGUGCAGAAAGCUUAUGAUUUUGUUAUUGAUAUGCCAAUAAAGCCAAAUGCAGUAAUAUGGCGUACCUUGUUGGGUGCCUGUAGUCUCCAACACAAUACCAAGUUGGCAGAAAAUGCUCGACAUCGGUUGCUUGAGUUGGAACCUGACUAUGCUGGGGAUGAUGUGACAAUAUCCAACACCUACGCUGCUGCAGGGAUGUGGGAUGAGAAGAUGACGGCAAGAGAUCGGGUCAAGCAACGAAGGAUUCCUGGUUGCAGUUCCAUAGAGGUUGACUGCGAAGUGCAUGAGUUUGUUGUACAAGAUAAGAAGCAUCCUAAAUGUAAUGCCAUUUACGAAAUUCUCGAAUGUAUGAUGAAGAGCAUGAAGAAUCAUGGCUAUGGACAUGCCUGAUACUUGUGCGGUGCAAUGUUAAACAACUGCGUAAAAAGAAAUUCCAUUUGAACUAAAAAAAAAAAGAUUGCAUUCUACAGUCA